AUGUCUGAUCUCGAAGAAACUUCGAAAUCUCAACCUAUUCUCCCACAAACCUCUAACAGUCAAGUUUCUAUAUUUUUAUUUCUACUUGAGGUUGUAAUCUUGUUAACAUCGAUCGCGGUGGUAAUAUGGCUGAUUCUAGCUCCAAAGAGUCCCAUUUACAUAAUCACCAAUGUCCACAUUCCGGCCUUGCAUGGUAGGAAUUCCACAUCACAUGUCUACGUUUCCUCCUUGGUUGCUAUGAAUUCUACUUCAAAUCACACAAGGGAUCCCUCUAUUCUCUUGGAUUUGAUAUUCUCAAACCCCAACAAAAGGGUGGGCAUCUACUACAAGGACAUCUACAUUACCUUAUUUCAUGGUGAUGCUCAUAUUGGCUCCAAGUUAUUGCCUGGCUUCUACCAAGGCUACAAGAAUGCGACGACAUAUGAAGUGCUAGUGGAAGCUAACAAACAGUUCUGGAAAGAAAUUACAAAUGGGACAAUAGAUUUGAGAGUUUGCUUGGAAAAUGCUGUUAAAUACAAGAUAUUCGUGUCCAAGACAAAGCAUCAUCAGAUAUAUACUGAAGCUUAUGUGCCAGUUGGUUCAAAUGGGAGGAUGUUAGGAAAGAAGAAUAUAAAGCUACACCACAUAUCCAAUCAGAUAAAAAAUUGA
Quercus robur (English oak) is the source of this 648-nucleotide messenger RNA. Its product is annotated as protein NDR1-like. Gene Ontology annotation, biological process: defense response to other organism. The transcript has a single exon. Lineage: Eukaryota; Viridiplantae; Streptophyta; Magnoliopsida; Fagales; Fagaceae. The coding region runs from base 1 to 648 and encodes 215 amino acids. The record is from RefSeq and is a predicted model, not a curated record.